Molecule: messenger RNA, 3348 nt
Organism: Poeciliopsis prolifica (blackstripe livebearer)
Lineage: Eukaryota; Metazoa; Chordata; Actinopteri; Cyprinodontiformes; Poeciliidae
Product: plakophilin-3-like
Exons: 13
Coding region: 117-2624 (835 amino acids)
Biological process (GO): cell-cell adhesion; cell-cell junction assembly
Cellular component (GO): adherens junction; cytoplasm; nucleus
Molecular function (GO): cadherin binding
Source: RefSeq, a predicted model, not a curated record
GUCUGCCUCCACAAGCGCAGUUGGACCGAGCGGACAGAGUUUGUCCUCAGCAGGGAACGUCACGGGCGCGCCUUUUCGUUCUGGACUCUCUCUCUCUGUCUCUCGACUCUGCCGCCAUGAGCACGAUGACAUCGGAGAACGCUUUUCUUUCCUCGUUACAGCCGCACACCUUGUCCACCACCUAUGCUCUCCCGUCGGACAACCAACUCGGGAAUGGGAGCGCCAUGUCGGACGACGCCGUGCGCGCGCGGCGGGUCCAGGAGCAGAUCAAGCUGAAACUCGCUGAAAAGGGGACACUUCCGCGUCAGAAUGGAAAGGCCUCGCAAUACGCAAUGUCAGACUAUGGCGGUUCUUCAACAAUGAAAUACAGCCACUAUAGCCCAAGUUACAGUCCUAAGACUUCCUCCAUGUACUCAAAAACCCUGGGUCCUCGUGUGACCACCAGGGCGGAAUUCAGCAGCCGAUCUGCAGCCCCAGACUUUACCCAGUUUCAGCGAAUGAGUGUGGGUGGAGGUGGAGGUGGAGGUUUUUACCGAGAAGAAAUGUACAGGGGUGGUGUCCAAGGGUCCAUCAGACAGAACCAAAUGGAUCGAGAUGACAUGUCUGUGCAUUCAAUGCGAAACAUGCAGACAGCCAAUCCGUGGAUGAUGGACAACAGCGAUGCUGGAAGCCUGAUCUCCGAGCGAGAUGGCACCUUUGACCAUCAGUAUUCCCAGAACGGCUACAGCACCCAAAUAAGACAAGGAGGAGGCAUCAUUACUCAACAGACAGGGUUUCAGACCCAGGAGCCUGCAAUGUCCUUCGGGCGUCAAAGUUUAAGUGGCACUCUAUCCCGUGGGGGAGGUCUGGGAGGAGGAGGGUCGGAAAUUAUCCAACAGCAGUCCUUUAGAGGCCCAGCCCACCGCACUAUCAGCAGGAUUACAAACCGUAACCGGAUGAGUGUGGGCUCCCUGUCUGGUAGCCGGAUGACCGCAAGUGCCGGCAACAUUGGAGCAGGAGGAGACAGAAUGGAUGGUGGGUUUUUAAUGUCCGUGAAAGCUGGUUCUCAACGGAACCUCGCGCAGCAACGCCUCGGUGGCAUGAGCCGAUCCACGUCUAUGAGAAGUGUUCAUAGCGUGGGCGGGGGCAUGGAUAUCUAUGGCCAGGCAGAUUUUGAAGAGCUGCCCCACCUGCAAAGCAUCAACUCAAUGGAUAUGCCCACUGCAGUUUCAUACCUGCGGGAAGACGAAAAGUCGAUGCAGGUCUUGGGUUCAGCAUACAUUCAGCAUAAAUGCUACAAUGACAAGUCUGCAAAAGAAGAGGUGAACAAAUUGGGUGCCAUUCAGUUUCUGGUGGACAUGCUCAACAGUAAUGAUCCUGAAGUUCGUCGUUAUUCCUCUGGUGCCGUGCGCAAUUUGAUCUUUGAACAUAAUGACAAUAAGAACAACUUUGUGCAUCACAAUGGCAUCAGUGAGAUUCAUAAAGCCCUUGACAUAGAUGACGAUGAGCUUCGCAAAAACAUCACAGGUAUUCUGUGGAAUCUUUCAGCCAGAGAUCAUCUGAAGGAGAAGCUGAAGGAUCUGAUUCCUAAACUCGCCACACAAAUCCUUAUUCCUCUCAGUGAAGAUGAGAGUAAAAAAGCACAAAAUAUUAAAGAAAACUUAGAUAUCCCCUCAGAUUGUCCCUCGAAGAGAGAAAUAUUAAACAACACCUUGGGACUCUUGCGGAAUCUGAGCUCUGGCUCAGACAAGGUCCGUACAGAGAUGCGAACAACAAAAGGGCUGGUGGAGUCUUUAGUGGAUGUUGUUAUGACCACCAUUGACACUGGAAAAAUACAAAACAAGGAUGCUGAGAACACGGUGUGCAUCUUAAGGAACCUCUCAUUCCAAGUGUAUGAUGAAAUGCCUCCAUCUCUGAAAGCAAAUUGGACUUCUGGUCAAACUACCUCAUCGGAGACUGUCGGCUGCUUUUCACCAAAUAGCAGCAAACUCAAACGGAAACAGUGUGCUGAGAAAUCCUUUUCACCUGCUGAGCUAACAAAAAACCCAAGCGGCAUGGAGUGGCUGUGGCACCCUAAAAUAGUGCAUUUGUACUUUAGUGUGAUAAAAUCAUGCGAAAUUAAUUCCACCACACGAGAGGCCGCCCUUGGAGCUCUGCAGAAUAUCACCGCUGGACAGGAGCGGUGGGCUGAAAAGAUUUCCGGCUACAUCGUGAACGACUGCAAGAUGGUGCCAUCCCUGAUGGAUCUCAUGCAGUCAGAAAGAAUCUCUGAGCUACGUGUUCUCAGUGGCUUGAUGAGGAACAUCUCCAAUCAUGCUGACAUUGGACAAGCAGUCGAUGUCGUGGUGAAGAAGUUACCAGAGUCAUCCAACUCUAGCAAACUUCCUCCUGAAGUGGUGAUCAACCUCUGUGGUGUCCUCAACAAUAUGGUGGCGCGCAGUUUCAACUCUGCCAAGAGAAUCACUGAAAAUUCUGGCUUGCAAAAACUGAUGAGCAUGAAGGAAUUUGCGGCGAUCACCCCAGACAUGGCUGAUGUGAGCAGAAGUGCAGGCAUAGUGCUUCGCAAUAUGUACAAUUACAGAAAACUCCACAGCGUUUUCAGAAAGCAAAAUUAUAAGAAAUCGGACUUCAUUCCUAGAUCCUGAGAAGCAGGAUCUGACCCAUGGGACAAACUGCUGUGUAUUUUUUCAAAAUGGUCCAUCAGAACAGCACGAGAACCGCGGAUGCAGCAGGACUAUGAACAGAUCUUGCCUGCACUCUAAUUUGUGGAAACUGUACAGAAGCUGAUGGAUUUUAUUCCAGUCAUAACAACAUACAUUUAAGUGAAAUGGUUUAAAAGUUGAUGGGAGAACCUUUUUCUAUAACAAGUUAUUUUUGUAAAUAGUGCUUUUAAUUUUAAAAAGAUAUCAGAUUGAAUAUUUUUGUUUAUACAAGUCGGCGUCGAAUCUUGUUUUAUUCGAAUGGAAAUUAGAGACAAAAAAUGGAUGUAAAUAUCUUUCAUCUUUGGGGAUCAUGCAUAUGUAUCUGCAUGUUUUCUUAUACUAAAAAUGAAAAUCUGAAAAAAAAAAAUGUAAUCAGCUGGUGGAGUAAAAAGUUGUAUGCAAAGUUUAUAUAUAUUUUCAGUUGAAGAAGUUUAUAAAUGAGAUGAAUGUUGCAUCUGAGCACCUUUGAGACUUUUUUUCAAAAUCUUAAAUUUUACAGAUAUUCUAUUUUGGGGUUAAUAAAUAUUAAGAUGUGAUUUUUAAAGAUUAAUGUCCAGCAUCAGUGGUGUCAAAUAUGUGGGUUUUGUACUUUUGUGUGCUUUAUACCAUCACAUGUAUCAUCCAAUUUUAACAACUAAUAAAAAGACACAUUGGGAGAAAAAUUUAA